AUCAAAUUCAGAACAUGUAUUCCGUUAAUGCUUCCACUUGUAAUACAUAAAAAAGACUACAUUUUUUGAUAUUAACAUAAAUUAGGGAGUUGCUAGCUCCUCAGCAGCCACAAGGCCCUUGGUCAAAAUGCCAAUCAAAGUGGCGCUGAUCAAAUAUUAUCACAGCAAGGCCGCAAAACAAUGUGGAGGCCAUCAAUCAAAGGGCACUCGGCAGCCAAACCGGUCAUCCAUUCAUCCAUCCACCCAGAUCCUGGCCGUCCAAUCUGCAAUCACCCAAUCGCUCAGGCGUAUCGCAAGAACAACAACAAUUUUCCAAUUAAGCGACCAAAAAUUUGAGCAUAUGAUGAUUAUUGACGAUAAGAGCAGGACACGGAGCUCCCACCGCCCAAGGAAUCCCAAAUGGUCUGCCGAAAUGUGCAAAUAAAUCGCACAAUUGUCCGACCGUCCGCUCGUCCUCUUCGGCAGGAUUCCCUGCUAUCUGCGAGCAUCGAAACUAAAAGUUAGCUGCGGCCACGCCAAACCAAAACAAAGAAACUUUCGUUUCCAAUUUUCUUGAUGUAUUAAAUUAUUUACGCCCUCUUGAGCAGAGGAUUCGUGUGCGUGGCACUCAUAUAAGACUGCCCAGCGUCUCUAUAGAGAUGCAUAUAUAUAUGGACUGGUGCUCAUAUAAGAGGUUAAGGGUAAUCCUUGAAUGCUGAGUGAUGGAUGCUCAUUUGCACACAAGUAUAUGUACAUAGAAAUCGAAAAGUGCAACUUUCUUGCUGGUGUCGCGUUGAUCGCGAGACCUGAGCAUCAUGGAUAGGCAGCCAACCGUGGGUGGGUAACGAAAACAUGUCAGCGAGCCGGCGAAGGCAAGAGGAGUCGGUCGAACGCAUACCGAAAUAUGGCCGGUGCUAAUUGCCCUCCAAGUAGCUACUGCUGCAUCCCCAAAGUCCAAGAUCCGUCUGCAUCCCAUCGAGCACGCCAGUUCUUUCCGUCUGAGUGCGUCGCAAUCUCGGAUCGCAAUUAAUAAAAGCUCUGCCCGCCCAGCGGUUUCGCUGCAGUAGCAUCUCCAGAUUGCCCGCGAGUGGACGUGAAUAUUAGCUAUCAAAGACCCUCUUAAGAUUAGCACCCUGGAUAGCCGCAUCCAUCACUAAGGACUUCACCAUGAAGCGUCUCGAGUGGCUACUGCUCCUGGCGUUCGUAGCCUCCGUGUCAACGGCAGUGGCUCCAAGGAGGAGACGCCACAGUAUGGUGGAAUCGCCCUCCUCAAGCCUCGGCGAUUGGGGAUCGGCCUGGGGUCUAGGUCCAGAGAUGGCACUGGUCAGGAGGGUGUACGAUGACUGCCAGGACAAGAACGACUUCAUCGGCUGUCUCAAGCAGAAAGCACUCCAUGCCCUCAGUCGAGCUCUGGACCAAGACUCCAUCAAGAUCGUGGAUGGUCUGGUGCUGGAGAAGCAGAACCAGAGCGAAACGGAGAGUAUCUUGGGAUCCCUGACGGAUGCCCGCCAAUUCGGCAACCUGGCGCCCAUCGAUCGAGCCCUUCUCUCCAAGGCGGACAAGCUCAUGCGGACGCACACGGUCAAGAUCGACAUAGGCGGUGGCGGGGACGGCGGAGAGGACAGUGUGGGCCGCGGCCACGAGCAUGGGCACAAGAAAAAGAAGCACAAGGAGGGGGGCCACAUCAAGUACGUAGUGGCCGCCCUCCUUACCGCCAUGGGAAUCGCGGGACCUUUGGGUCUAAAGGCUCUGGCCGCGAUCGCCGGCAAGGCCCUCGUCAUCAGCAAGGUGGCCCUGACAAUUGCCGGGAUCAUUGCGCUGAAGAAGCUGUUCUCGCACGACCACAGCGAGGAGACCAGUUUCCAGGUGCACGCCGGCGAACACAACAGGCGCAACACAUACGUGAUUCGGCCAGUGUCAAAGACGAGCGGUGGGGCAGCAGCCGGUGGGGUGGGCGUGACUGCCGCCGGUGGCAGCUCUUCGGUGGACCCGUAUCGCUACUACUACGAGUACCACCAGCAGUAACGCGUAACGAAGUGUCGAGUUGGUGUCUGGAGAAAUCUUCGCCGUUAUCCGGCGGAGUCCUGAAGCAGCUAGACUACCAAAGAACCGAUCCACAUCCAGUCGGGCCAAGUGGAGCCCGGCAGCAGCCGUUCACCUUAUUGUAGCUCCUAAGUUGUAGGCUAAUAUAUUAUGCAGUUGCCUGAGCCCAGAGAAUAAACCCCGAAUAAUAAACGAAAUACAAUGUACUCUAGGA
Messenger RNA from Drosophila biarmipes, 2236 nucleotides. RefSeq lists its product as uncharacterized. NCBI's taxonomy places the organism in Eukaryota, Metazoa, Arthropoda, Insecta, Diptera, Drosophilidae. The coding region runs from base 1147 to 2004 and encodes 285 amino acids. The record is from RefSeq and is a predicted model, not a curated record. The transcript is spliced from 3 exons.